Messenger RNA from Mya arenaria, 1724 nucleotides. RefSeq lists its product as uncharacterized. Lineage: Eukaryota; Metazoa; Mollusca; Bivalvia; Myida; Myidae. The record is from RefSeq and is a predicted model, not a curated record. Bases 719 to 1210 code for a protein of 163 amino acids. The transcript has 5 exons.
CAUGGUGUCCGACAAAAACAGAAAUUUCAGCCGGUCAUCACCGAAAAUUACCGGACAUGACCGACUGUCCGACGGACAUUCGCAUUGACUGCAUGUGGUGUUGCUUUCACUCAGAAGGGAAAGACUCAUAUGAGAAAACACACAGAGGAGAAGCCGUACAAGUGUGAGACAUGUGGUGCUUUUUCACUAUAAAACGUAGUUUAGCGAAGUAGUCAAUAAUACACACAGGAAAGAAGCCGUUCGAGUGCUGAUUUUACGUAAAAAAACUAAACUCAUGAAAAAUACUUAACUGAAGCCAUAAUCGAUAUUUUUAUGUACUGAGAACUUAUUUGAUGCGCAAGUUUAAAAACCCAGGACGUAUUACAUUAAAGUUUUGCAAACGGCGGUCAACCUCAUCUCUUCAUGAUUGCGUUGAACAGGUUGAUCCUUGCUGCAGCCCAGGCAGUCAAGGGUUCCACAUACCUUCACCGCUUGAAGGACUUUAUAGGUGACCUUUACAGGCUUAAUGACAAGAGCCCUGUCAGAGUAAGUGUCUUGAGGGAAAUACAUGUACACUGAUAGUUAAUUUGAAAGUUAAACGCAUACAUGUUACUCUUUUUAAACAUUUUUAUGCAGCCAAAAUACUAAGUAAGUCUUGUUCGAGGUUUUCAUUUUCCAUAUUGCGAGCCCGAUACUUGUUUGUGUUAAUUUAAAUGUGCUGAAGAAACCCAUGAUUUAGAUGGUAGUAGCAAAGGAUGCAAGGUGGCUGUCGCACAAGAAGGCGACAACUACCUUGAUGAAGUGCCAGUCAUCCGUCUUCACCAGCCUGGAGGUAGGCAUAGGAACAAAAGAUGUGAGGGAAACCGGUCUUGCAAAGUUCACACAGGACCAACUCUUUGUGAUGUCCCUUCACAUGAUGGCUGCUUUCGUUGGCUCACCUUACAGAACUGUCUGUUGCCAUGCAGACAAGAGAUGCCGUGUAUCACACCAUCAAGCCACUGGUGAAGAGGACGUGUGUUAUCCUGCAUGGACUCCUUGCAAUGCCGGGCGAUGCCUACGAAACGUCUGUAGACCGCGUUACUGCCUUCAAAACAUCCAGGCUUUACCAUCAGACUAUCAAGGCAGAGAACGACUAGUUCCGGAAAAAGAUCUACAACCCCUUCCUGACAAACACUGUGCAGAACCUAGAGGAUCGAUUCUCGGACCUGUCACUCCCCCAGAAGUAACCUGAGGUGGAGCCAACCUAAUAUAGGGAAUAUGACAUUAUGGGACCUGGCCGAGCACUUCCACCUUCACGUAGACAAGUAAGUAGAGGCAGAUGUGGAGCUCGCUUCCUUACAUCAGCCUAAGAGCCGACCAGGCCAUAGAAUGGGUGACCACAAACCUGAUGACCAGCCACAUCAAUAUGUAUAAGCUGACAGCAGUUGGCCAGCUUGUCCACAGCUGACUGUGAGAGAGGGUUUACAACACUGAAGAGUGUGAAUAUCAAACACCGAUCUUCACUCUCCAACUUAGUCCUGAACAGCCUGCUCACAUUCAGCAUGAUUGGGCCACCAACUGCUGUAUUUCACUAAGAUGGUGAAAGAAUGGCAUGGGACCAAGACGUUUAGAAUUAUGAUUUACUUGAUUAAUUUUGGUCCAUGCUGUAUGUUCUCAUGUUGUGUAUUGAAAUUUUAAUUUCUUUUAUUGAUAUUGUAUUUAUUCUACUCCGAUAUAUUGACUCUUGAUUGAUAUUUAUGUAUUGU